AUGGGUCUCCAUCAGCUUGUGUCGUUCUGUAGGAAUGACAGUGGGGGAAUGACCUGGGGCCAGGGGCCUCCUUUGAGUUCAGAGAAUGAGUUUGUGUACAUGGUGGAAGGGUACUGCAGUGUGGACAUACCUUCCCAAGACAAAGACUAUGAGCAGGAAUGGUACAACAUGCCACACUGUAACAGUGAGACGACAGAGUAUUCAUUCACCACAGUUGGAGAGAUGAGGGGGUCACGUCAAGUGGUCAGUGCUGGGGGCAUGUUUGAGCUGCAGAUUCGACAGUGGCAGAACCCUUUGGGCCUUCUUCAGAACGGCGAGUGUUGUGACCUCCCAUCCAACAGGGGGCAGCGAUGCCCACUGAGCGAUCAGUGUGACACUUUCUUCCGUGCCUGCCUAAAAGAGUACCAGGCUCGGGUGGCGGCCACAGGCACCUGUACCUUUGGCACAGGGAGCACCACUGUCCUGGGGGGCAACUCAAACUCCCUUCGCCACCACGGGCACGAGGGGAGCGGAGGAGGGGAGGGCAGUAACGGGCACAUUGUUAUCCCCUUCAAAUAUGCCUGGCCAAAAUCAUUCUCCUUGGUGAUAGAAGUUUUUGACCACGACAAUGAAACAUCAGAGCAAGGGAAGGAGCAGCUAAUUGAGCGAGUGUUGUUGUCCUCCAUGUUGAACCCCGGUGAACAGUGGCAGACAUACAGGCACCACGGCAGUCAGUUCAGUCUGGAGUACCGGCUACGCUUCCGCUGCGACUCCAACUACUACGGCCCGCUCUGCAACAAGUUCUGCCGCGCGCGAGAUGACUUCUUCGGCCACUUUGACUGCGACCCAGUCGGUACUAAGGUCUGCAAAGAGGGCUGGACAGGACCAGAGUGCCGACACGCUGUGUGUAGGCAGGGAUGCCACCCUACCCACGGUUCCUGCAGUCUACCUGGUGAAUGCGAAUGUAACUAUGGCUGGAAGGGGGAUCUGUGUGAUGAGUGUGAGACAUUUCCAGGGUGUGAACAUGGCACCUGCACUGAGCCCUGGAAGUGUGUGUGUGACACCAACUGGGGCGGCCUGCUCUGUGACAAAGAUCUGAAUUACUGUGGGACUCACCAGCCGUGUAAAAACGGUGGAACCUGCUCGAACACUGAGCCCAAUGAGUAUCAGUGUGAGUGUCAGGAAGGGUUCAGUGGUCGUAACUGUGACAUUGUGGAGCAUGCCUGCCUGUCCUCUCCAUGUAUGAAUGAAGCUACAUGUGUCGAGAACCCAUCAGGCUUCAGCUGUGUGUGUCCACAUGGCUGGACUGGACCCACCUGUGCAGUCGCCGUGUUACAGUGUGCCUCCGGCCCAUGUGGGCGUGGAGCUACGUGUCAGGAGUCACCACAGGGUUUCCAGUGCCUCUGCCCACCAGGCUGGACUGGUAGAACUUGCCAAAUAGACACCAAUGAGUGUGAAGUGGGCAUUUGCAUAAAUGCAUACUCUUGCCGCAACCUGAUUGGUGGAUACCUGUGCAGCUGCCUUCCGGGGUGGGUGGGGCAGAACUGUGACAUCAGGAACAGCAGCUGCCAGGGCCUGUGUCUGAACGGAGGACACUGUGAGGACUCUACCUGUAUGUGUCUGUCGGGUUUCUCUGGGAAGUACUGCCAGUCAGUGGUUAAUGCAUGUGACAGCGCCCCCUGUCUGCACGGAGGUCAGUGCAUGGAGCAGCAGGAAGGCAGUGGCAUGAGUUGCAACUGUCCACUUGGCUACACAGGGACAUUCUGCGAGGUGGUUGUGGACCUUUGUAAUCCCAACCCAUGUCAGCAGGGGGUGCCAUGUCACAGUACAGAGGGUGGUUAUAUGUGUGCCUGUCCUGACGGUUACUAUGGGAAGGAGUGUAUGAGCGUGAAGGACCCCUGUCAUGGACAGCAUUGUGAAGGAGCAGUGGCGGACCCAGCUGAGGGUGGGCUGAGUCUGUAUAUGGUGAUGGUGGGUGUGUUUGCGGUGGUGGUUGCCGGGGGCUGCACGGUGUGCAUUCUGCUGGUGUCCCGGCUACACCGCCGUCACAGGACUAAACAGCAGCUGCAGACCUCUGUGCCCAGGGACACCGCCAUCAACAACCAGAGAGAGUUCUGCACCCUCAUCCGUAACCUGGACCGCAGCGUGGCUUUGCUACCCCCGCCCCAAACCACGCCGGCCCCCACACACGCCCCCGUGCCUACGCUGCACUGUGAGGAGAUAGAACUCACAUUGCCACCCUCACCUGCUCCCUCUCACUAUUCACCUGCACUCAAACCCAGCAACGUGCCCAAACUGGACAUCUGUAACAGAGAGAGAGAAAAACUCAACCGCUUUCACUAUGCAGACAACCAAGAGCUGGAAGUGUAA
Molecule: messenger RNA, 2349 nt
Organism: Chanos chanos (milkfish)
Lineage: Eukaryota; Metazoa; Chordata; Actinopteri; Gonorynchiformes; Chanidae
Product: protein jagged-1b
Exons: 15
Coding region: 1-2349 (782 amino acids)
Biological process (GO): cell communication; multicellular organism development; Notch signaling pathway
Cellular component (GO): membrane
Molecular function (GO): Notch binding; calcium ion binding
Source: RefSeq, a predicted model, not a curated record